CAUAGCAGUUCUUCAGCGCCUCCGUCGGAUGAGAGGAUCAAUUCUGUAGCACAGCGCCGUUACAAUUUGCAAUGGCUGCAGCUUUGUCCCGUGCUCUCAAAUUGCCUGGGAAGAAGGGCUCGGAGCUUGGAGAGUAUGACCCCCUCACUCAGGCCGACAGUGAGGACGAGAGCGAGGAGGACGACCUGGUCCUCAACUAUCCCCGCAAUGGCCUGGGGAGGGGCAACUGCAUGGGUACAGGUACCUCAGAGCUGAGAGGGAGCAGAACAGGGAGGCUCGUAGGGGAUGAAGAGGAGGCAGAGGAGGAAGAGGAGGCUGACGAUGAGUGGAGAGAACGGCUCCCUGGAAAAAAGAGGCAGGAGAGAGAGGAGAAGGGCAUGCAGUACUGGAGCCAGAGGGAGACAAACAGGGAUGAGGGAGUAGAUGAUGGAGGGGGGCUUGGGGCCUCUGGUGGCCCUGGAUUGGGUGCCAGUGCUGACCCGGACGGGAAAAGGGCUAAGGUGAGGGGAGCCAUCCGGGCAGCGUUUUUCCUGGUGCCUCUGGUCUGUGCCAUGCUGGUGGUGCUGCUGUGUGCCUUUCUGGUGCCUUGUCAGCAUGGGGAACUGGACAAACGGCCACAGUGGGAGAAAGAGCUGGGUGAUCAUGUGGGAGGUGUUACCCCACCUCCUCUUGCACUGUGGGAUGUUGACAAUGACUCAGUUGAGGAUGUGCUAAUAGGAGUCACUCAAAAGAGCAACAAUACCCAUCUCUCCCGUUCUGUGGGGAACAACAAAGAGUACAGUGUGGUGGCCCUAUCUGCAUUCAGUGGUGAGGUGCUUUGGAGGAGGGUCCUCAGGGAUCCUGUGGAGUCCAUCCAGUGUGGGCUGCAGUACGAAGCACACCCAUCACCACUGCCAGCAGGGGGCGCUGCCCUCAGAGCACUCCCCAACAGCGCCAUUCCCCUAUCUGCCCAGAGAGACAGAGCUAGCGGCCCCGUGUGUCUGCUCAUUGAGUCUGCACACCUCACUGCUGUCAACGGCACCACAGGGAAGAAGCUGUGGUCAGUAGCCCCAGGGGAGAUCCAGUCCCAGGCAGUUUCUCUGCCAGAUCUCCAAGGUGACUCUGUUCCUGACUUGCUGAUUGCCACUUUACCUGCUGACCAGGUAUCUGACCUCUCACUGCUCCUGCUGUCUGGGCUGACUGGAGCUCUGCUUGGACAUCCCGUGACCUUUAACCUCACAACCUUUAAUGUCUCUGGAAAGCUGAUUGGUCCCCUGUUUCAUGAGACACAGCUGGGGGCAUAUUACAUUUUAUUUGGACUAGGCACUGUAGAGGCUGUAUCCCUGGGAGAUAUUUACACUCGGGCUACUGGAAAAACACCCAUAUCCCCUGGUCUGAGACUGAAGGACCCCGGCUGGGAGAAGCUUAGGAAAACCAACUCCUCCCUCAUACACAUCUCCAGUGGAACUGAGCAAGUGGAGUUCUUGGUCCCCCUAGUGGCUGGCUUGUGUAACAACCACAACAGCCUGGACUCCAUCUCCAACCUCAACUCCAGCCGCAGUGACUGGGUGCUGGUGUGUGGCAAGCUCUCCAGCAAGCUCUCUGUGCUGAGAGAGAAGGACGCACACACCGAGUGGACUCUUACCUCCUCAGCCAUACACAGUCGUCCAGCACCAGGCCAAUUCAACGAUGAUGGAAUCCCAGAUCUCCUCAUACAGAAGUCUGGCGCCCCUAGAAUGAGAAAAGUUCAGGUGGUUGAUGGAGCCAGUGGGCUUAGUCUGUGGGAGACAGAGUUUAUUUGUCCACGCCUUGACCUGGAAGGUACCUCAAUCAUGACAUCUGGUCAAUCAGCUUUCCUUUUCUGGGCCGGUGACCCUGUCAGACCACCAAAGAACCUCACCAAGACAACUGUGGCACCAGGGGCGGUUCAAGCCAUGCCAGUCAUCCGAAAGCUCUACAUGUUACAUCCUGCAUAUCCCACAAUCCUCCUGGAGCUCGCCAGCACCACAGACACCAUUCUUACUGCUGCAGUAAGUUACCAAGAGCCGCAGAAGGAUGCCUCCUACAUUACUGUGUCCUCCCGGCCUACCUCUGGCCUGGGGCCUGGGUCUCGGGUGGUGAAGAGCACGAGCCUCAGGGCAGCAAUCACUGCUGGACAGAUUGUGAGGCUGGGAGAGAGCAGCACCGCAGGGGUACCAGUCAGACCUGGAGUAUUUGAGAUAAACAAGUUCUUCAGGCGUCUCACCUUCAAAAACCAUUAGGUAAAAAGUUGAGGGAACAGUAAGUAUGUCCAGAAUAUGCUUUAUAUGACAUGAUGUUUGUGGUGUCUGUGUAGUUAGUUUCGGAUGACGGAACACACCGUUUUGUUUUCCUGUGUAGACAGGAGUUAUCAUUUGCUGGUUCUACAUGAUCUGAGGGAAACCACUGGCGGGAUCAAACCUGUGGAAACACCAAGUGAAGGAGAUUUAUCUCAAGCUGUUUACAUUUCCACUUUUGUCCAAAGUACGAUUUUAAUUUCUAUUAUUACUCAUCUCACUUUCUGACAAAUAUUUAUUUUGCUGUAUUUGUAUUAUAUGUGUAUAUAUUAUGAGUUGACUUAUUUAUUUAUGACCAGUCCUUUUUAUUUAAUAUUGAAUUUAAUAUAUCAUUGACUAUUUACCUUGUUUGGGGUGAAUGGAAAUCAAAAUAUGUAAGUAAGUACAUAGAAGAAACUUCUGGAGAUCAACUACAGUGAUUUGAAAGGUAGGGGUGUAGGUGUAUGGUGUCCAUUGGCACCUCACUCGUUUAGUAUAUUUUUAAUCUACAGAAUGAGAGGCAAUUACCCAGUUCAUUCCUCCAAAUACAUUCAUUCCCCUCUCAUAUGCACUUUUUUGAAUUAGGUAAUUGAGGUCUGUGUUCAAGCAGAAUUACCCAGUUAUGUAAAGGGGGCCUGUACAUAUUUUGGCUGUGGGGUAUGUUGAGCCAUUGUUUUACAUUCAGCAUCACUACAUCAAGAGAAAUACUGUAUUCGUUCCAACAUUGAUAUCUACAUAUAUUUCAGGAUGUUGUGUAUCCCUGAAAAUAAUCAGAAUUCAUGUAAACAUUUAAGUUUUGAAAACAGCUCAUAAAGAAUAAAAUGGCUUCUUGGCACAAUUUACCCUGGGUAUGCAUAGGGACAGGGUAGGUUGAGCUGCCUUGGGGUUAGUGGGUGCUGGUGCUGGUAGGUCAAAGUUUCAUUCAUGGAAUGGGGGUGUGGUAUUUUGUGUAUCUGAAAUGUAUGUCUACAAUCAGAUAUAGAUCAGUCUAUUCAAUAUCAUUAACACUUCCAUUUCAUGACCAGUUGUCAGGGACAGGGAUGUCGUUUCGAUGUGCCAAUUCAUAGGCAAGUUCUCUGCAUGAGGCUACAUAGCCCAUAAAUGCAAAAAAUAUAUCAAUAAUUGUGUACUAAGCCCACGAAACUGGUCUGCGAGAUUCUUGAUAUGUUUUGCAAGCUCAGACUGACAUCAGAUAAGACCUGGUGUGCCUCUGCUACUUGGUCACAUGAUUAAUGUUGUUGUAUGGUUUCUUAGAAACAAGGGGUGGAUAAUCUAACCUUAUGGCUCAAUAUACCCCACUCUCCCCUACAGUAUUCAUUGAUAAGCUACUUACUGAAAGGUUUACAUUUCUUUAAUCAAUAACUAUUGUAGUGAUGAUACAUUAUUACCGAGUGCCAUGUGUGGUAACUGUGCAUCUUAUUGCCAUUGGUACUUGUAAAUAUUAAUAUUGCUGAAAUACUAGAAAACAUUUACAGAUCACAUGAAUAAAUAAAUGUACUGCUGCAAUUCUUGCUGCUACAAAUGUAGUGUUUUGUAUUACAACUGUACUACGGAUUCAGCUCCGUUCGCAAUAAAUUAUCAUAAAAACACUGUUUGUUAAUUAAUCAUGAGAAAUAUUCGAGUAAAAGGAGGGCGCAGGCUCAGGGGCGGUGCUUGGGUGCAUCCAAAAAUGAUCUCCGCAUUGCUACGAGCGUCAAAGGCGUGGAAGAUGGCGUCGUUCUUGGUUCGUCAGGCCGGACUCUCGGUGUUGAAAAACAGUGUACCAACAUUUUCUGGGUUUUAUGCUAAUGGCUUCGGAGAGGCACUAUCUCAGUACCGAACAGUUGUGUACUCAGCAUCAGGUGGUAUUUUGCCAAAACCCAAGAAGACCUCAUUUGGCCUUUUCCGGAUUGCUGUGGUUGUGAUCCCCUUCCUGUACGUGGGAACUCUGAUCAGCAAGAACUUUGCUGCGCUGCUGGAAGAGCAUGACAUCUUCGUCCCUGAGGAUGAUGACGAUGAUGAUUGAAUGAGCGUAAUGUGUUGCCUCUCAGACAAUGGGAAGACUUGUGACAGCUGAAAAGACUUGAGGAUCUGAAACUCAACAAAGCCUUUCUGGUGCUUCUCUCCCCAUCCAUUGUGAUGUGUGCCUGCCUGGAUACAGAGCUGUUUUAGAGAAGUGAUAGGACUAAUUGCUCCCUAGUGAUAACGUUUACAUGUACAGAUAAGUCUUACUAAAUAAAAUAAAUCGAUGUGCAAGAGGAAACCCUUGGAUCAGUUGAAGUUGCUUUUGAUUUAGCCAGUGAUAUCUACAUUUCUGGAAAUAUUUGUUCUGUUUUCAAUCAUUCUGGGUAUAUUGAAUUAUUUGGGAAGGCCUUAAUCAGGUGACAGGCCUGCAUAGGUGUCCCUAUUUAUUUGGUUUCUGAUAUAGGUUAAGUCGAACCUUUGGUGCUUUUUAUUCCAACCAGUUACAUUUGUUUUUGAUGAACUGAUCUAAUAAAGUCAACCUUUUUGUAAUGUC
Molecule: messenger RNA, 4770 nt
Organism: Oncorhynchus nerka (sockeye salmon)
Lineage: Eukaryota; Metazoa; Chordata; Actinopteri; Salmoniformes; Salmonidae
Gene: fam234b
Product: family with sequence similarity 234 member B
Exons: 14
Coding region: 72-2240 (722 amino acids)
Molecular function (GO): protein binding
Source: RefSeq, a predicted model, not a curated record